Molecule: messenger RNA, 348 nt
Organism: Eremothecium cymbalariae DBVPG#7215
Lineage: Eukaryota; Fungi; Ascomycota; Saccharomycetes; Saccharomycetales; Saccharomycetaceae
Exons: 1
Coding region: 1-348 (115 amino acids)
Source: RefSeq, a predicted model, not a curated record
AUGCGAGCAAUGUCUGCGGAUAAUUUUUAUCGUAUGAUGAUACUCCUCGAGGAAGCAAUUCCUGAGUCUAAAGAUGAGAAUAUCAAAGCAAACGCUACACAUGACUUUGUCGACGAGGUUGUGCUGCCCAUGCAGGUUGACGAGCUUGAUGUACUAAACAAAUGGUUUGACAAGUUUGAUGAGGAGAUCUGCUUGCCGAAUGAAGGAUACAUAAAGUAUGAGAUUAGUAGCGAUGGCCUUAUUGUUUUGAUGGUAAGCCAGGAGAGAAGUUCGAUUGUAAACCAAGUUAAAAACUUUGUCGCCAAAAAUCCUCUUGAUAAUGUGCUCGAGGAACCGUUAACAGAUUAA